Vicia villosa (hairy vetch) is the source of this 714-nucleotide messenger RNA. Its product is annotated as small nuclear ribonucleoprotein SmD1a. NCBI's taxonomy places the organism in Eukaryota, Viridiplantae, Streptophyta, Magnoliopsida, Fabales, Fabaceae. Bases 204 to 485 code for a protein of 93 amino acids. The record is from RefSeq and is a predicted model, not a curated record. Gene Ontology annotation, molecular function: RNA binding. Gene Ontology annotation, biological process: RNA processing; spliceosomal snRNP assembly. Gene Ontology annotation, cellular component: U2 snRNP; U4 snRNP; commitment complex. The transcript is spliced from 5 exons.
CCUCCCUGGUUGAACUUCAAAGCUGCUGCUCAUUUUCCGCCGCCGCCAUGAAGCUCGUCAGGUUUCUGAUGAAAUUGAACAACGAAACCGUGUCAAUCGAGCUCAAGAACGGCACAAUUGUUCAUGGCACCAUCACAGAAACACAAACCCACAGCAUCUGAUUAAACUUCAUACAGCCUGUACUGGGGAAUUUUCUGUUCAACAUGCCUGGGUUUAGUUUUACUUUGUUAGGUGUUGAUAUUAGUAUGAACACGCAUUUGAAAACAGUUAAACUAACACUGAAGGGGAAAAACCCAGUGACUCUGGAUCACCUCAGUGUGAGGGGUAACAACAUUCGUUAUUAUAUCCUUCCCGACAGCUUGAAUCUUGAGACUUUGCUGGUUGAAGAGGCACCUAGGGUCAAGCCAAAGAAGCCAACUGCUGGGAAGCCUUUGGGGCGUGGACGCGGUCGAGGGCGUGGACGCGGUCGUGGCCGUGGUCGUUAAAUUGCAAUUUUUGUGCCAUAUGGUUAUAUUGUAGGAAGAAUUUCUAAGUGGUCUUGUGGAGACAUCAAAAGAGUGUUCUUGCUGAUUAGUUGUGUUGGCUUUGGCCAAUUGUCAUAUUUUGAAAAAGUACUUUCAAGUUCUUAUGUAUAAUUCUUUCCCUUUCAGCUGAUUGAUAUUUUGUUGACUUCUAAAAGACACCUAACACCAUUUAAGUCUUCUGGAUUUUAUA